AUGGCUCAGGUUGACAUCACGUUCCUGCCUGUGCUCGCACGAGAUAGUUCCCAACGCGAUCGCGAGCUAUAUCAGGCUACUGCGAGAUCUCAUGCGGCCAGACUAUCACACAAGUGGCGGCAGCAGAAGCGAUUUGCCGCCGACAUUGCACAUCACCAACGUCAGCAGAUUGCCGAAGAACAACAACUGCCGGCUGGCGCCAGCGAAGCAGCAUGGAGCAACGCGUUGAUCGCGCCAGGUCUGGCCUCGGUCCUUCAAAAGGGCAACUCGGACCCGUUUAAUGCUCUGGCAAUUCAUGUUACCCCCCGUGUCAACCAGAUCUUGACAUUCUUCAAGCAUGGCUAUCUGCCAAUGAUCUAUCCGGCCUUUAUGGGCUCGGAGGACGCCAUCCGACGGAUCUCGGCCUUGCAGACUCAGGAAUACCGAAACGGUAUACAGGCGCUCCGCCUUGAAUGCAGCGCCCGAGCUCUUCUCUUCAUCAACGUGGCCUUCAUGAUCAAAGUCAACCCUCAUCAGGGCUUGGAGGAUGAGGCGCUCCUCCUCAAGCACCAAAGCAUCAAGGCGCUCCGUCGCGAAUUAGUCAAGGGGAGUGUCGCUCAGACACAAGCGCUCGUGUUGGACAGCGUGGCGAUGCUGUUCCGCGGAGCUCUGAUCGCCGGGGACCUGGACGAAGCGGCACUUCACGCCACCACUUUGCGAAGCCUGCUGGUGCAAAAGUAUGAUCGCGAGGGCGGCGUCUUCGAUCUCGGCUUCCUCUUGCGAGUCCUGUACCAGAACAAGCAGCUGUCGGUUUUCAGCUUCUCGCUGUCUAUCUUUGACGUCGAGGAGUGGGUGCCGAAAGUGCUCGCGGCUUAUCUGGAGCCGUCCAAGGCUUACCUGGAGCCUUUCCAACAGGCCGUGCGCCGCAGACUCGAUCCUUGCGUCUCGGCAGAGCCCCUCCGCUCUUUGUUCGUCGAAAUGAUCCUGGGAGAUCACAUGCUGGGUCUCCCUGCGGAAUCGCACCCCGGAGAGCAGCUGUUCUCGAUGGUCCAAGUCUGGAUCCACAUCCAGGGGACCAUCCUGCACAGCCGUUUGGUCGACUUUAUUCUGAAGACUGAGGCCCUGCACCACCUCAAAUUCGACCCGGUCACGGAGACGCCAAUGCCGAACCCUGGCGAGAACCUCUACUGGCAGACUCAGCGGGCGCUCGCGCUCACGUUCCUCAUCAUGUUCGAGUUCAACCGGACGAACCUGGAGUCGGUGCAGACCGUCUUCGUCAACGCGCGGGACUAUAUCGCCCGUCUCAGAUCCGCCCUGUCACUGACCAUGCACGCUGCAGAGCUUGCGCGUGACCCCACCAAUUGGUCUGGUAGUGGCGAUAGUGACCCUGCCGCAGAUCCGGCUCCGGUCGAACAACACAACGCCCUUCUCUACGCUCUCUGCGUCGGCAGUUGGACGGAGAAGAAACACAACCCUCCAUCCUCACAGUACGGCGGCGGCGGUACCGGAAACAGUGACGACAGCCGUGACGGUAAUGACGACCCCAAUGCAACCCGCAGCUCCAAUGGCAAUGACAAUGACCAUGACAAUCCCGAUGACACCUGGUGGUUCGCGACCAACCUCGCGCGGCACGCAAGAGAGAUGGGGUUGAACGGCUGGGAGGAAGUCAGAAGCAUCUUGCACGGCUUCUACGAUGUUGACGCCUACAUGCCUGGCCUGGAUGAGUGGGUCAAUGAACUCCUCGCGAGGAAUACUAACUAG
Molecule: messenger RNA, 1740 nt
Organism: Fonsecaea erecta
Lineage: Eukaryota; Fungi; Ascomycota; Eurotiomycetes; Chaetothyriales; Herpotrichiellaceae
Exons: 1
Coding region: 1-1740 (579 amino acids)
Source: RefSeq, a predicted model, not a curated record